CAUCUGGGCUAAAUGGUGAAGAAGAAUCACACUACUGUGACAGAAUUUAUUUUGUUGGGUUUCACUGACCAGCCAAGGCUCCGGAUUCCUCUCUUCUUGUUGUUUCUGCUCAUCUACCUUGUCACUCUGGUGGAGAACCUUGGGAUGAUUUUUUUGAUCAGAAGUGAUUCUCGGCUUCAUACUCCCAUGUACUUUUUCAUCAGCAACCUAUCUCUGCUGGAUGUUGCCUAUUCGACAGUCAUCACUCCCAAAAUGCUGAUUGCUCUUGUAGCAGACAGAAAAACAAUUCCUUUCAAUGAAUGUGCUGUACAAUUCUUUUUCUUCUGCCUUGCUGUGUCCACUGAAUGUUACCUCUUGGCUGCCAUGGCAUAUGAUCGCCUCACAGCCAUUUGUAGCCCACUGCUGUAUGUGGUCAUCAUGUCCAGACGACUCUGCAUUCUCUUGGUAGUUGGAGCAUAUGCCUGUGGCUUUCUCAAUUCACUCAUCCAGUCAUGUUUUAUAUUCAAUUUGUCCUUUUGCUGUUCCAAUGUCAUCAACCAUUUCUUCUGCGAUGUGCCCCCCCUCCUCAAACUGUCUUGCUCAGACACACAUACUACACAUAUUGUACAUUUCACACUUUCCACCAUUGUUGUGUCAAGCACUACCUUGACUAUUCUUAUUUCCUACAUAUUCAUUCUUGCAACCAUCUUCCGAAUCAAUUCAUCCUCAAGCCAGCACAAAACUUUCUCAACUUGUGCUUUCCAUUUGACUGCUGUGAUCAUUUUCUAUGGAACUGGUGCAUUCAUGUAUGUGAGACCCUAUUCCCAUUUUACAAUGGCACAGGACAAAAUCAUCUCUGUGUUCUACACUCUGCUCAUUCCAAUGCUGAAUCCCCUCAUCUACAGCCUGCGGAACAGGGAAGUGAAGGAUGCCUUGAAGAGGAUCUCCAAAAGGACAAGCCCUGCCUGA
Messenger RNA from Anolis sagrei ordinatus, 948 nucleotides. Its product is annotated as olfactory receptor 5B21-like. Gene Ontology annotation, molecular function: olfactory receptor activity; odorant binding; G protein-coupled receptor activity. The record is from RefSeq and is a predicted model, not a curated record. Gene Ontology annotation, biological process: G protein-coupled receptor signaling pathway; sensory perception of smell. Gene Ontology annotation, cellular component: membrane. Lineage: Eukaryota; Metazoa; Chordata; Lepidosauria; Squamata; Anolidae.